Messenger RNA from Punica granatum (pomegranate), 1471 nucleotides. The record is from RefSeq and is a predicted model, not a curated record. NCBI's taxonomy places the organism in Eukaryota, Viridiplantae, Streptophyta, Magnoliopsida, Myrtales, Lythraceae.
CAGUCUUUAUUCAUCAAAUGUUCUGUACCAUAGGAACCAGGUUUUUUUUUUGCUGAAACAUAGGAGCCAAGUUAGCCAUUGAGAGAGAUCGAUCCAUCGAGCAAUCCCCGACCAUGGUGAAGGUGAAACCGUCCCGCUCCGACGCCAUUGAUUUCUACAACAAGGUCCGAGAUGCUUUUGGGGAUGAAUCGCUGGAGCUGCACUUGUUCAUUGAAGCCUUCCGCAAGUACAGGUCGUCCCUCGACUCCGCCGUGUUCUUGGACAAGGUCACCACACUGUUAGGUGCCCGCCCGGACCUGCUCCGCUCAUUGAAUUUCCUCUUCCUGCCUGAUGAAAGAAAGAUCAAAAUCCGUGGCAUCAAUGAUCCGCGCCGCAAUAAAGCCGUGUCCAAACUCAUGUUUGAAUGCACGAUAGACUUCGUCACUAGGGCCAGGAAACAACUCAGGCACCAUCCCGGGGUUUACGAGUCGUUUGUCAAGAUCGUAAGUACCAACAAGGGCGAUCUGGUGGAAGCUUACAGCAAGGUCUCUAUACUAUUGAAGGAUUUUCCGGACUUGCUUUGCGACUGCAGCAGAUAUUUUCCGAAAUCCGUGAUCAAGAGAGCCAAGGAGCCCGAGACUAGUUUGAGUUGUGCAAGAUUCGGCCCCAGCUACAUGCUUCUACCGGAGGCCAAGGUCAAGUCAAGACCAGGAUCAGGGCUUGCAGCUCAGGUCCUGAACCACCAUGUCGUCUUAAAAAGGAACUUUCCUAUGUCGGAUUCCAGUGAGAAUCAGCGGGAGCGUUGCACACAUGUGAAUCAACAUGAUGACGAGCUGUUCUACUCUGAGGAUUAUCGCUACGAGCUGGACAUGUUGAUCGAGACCAUAAGGUCCGCCAUUGCCCGCAUAAAAAAUUUCCUCGAACAAAGUGAUCGCUCUGCAGGACCCAUAAAGGGCAUUCGAGAUCACCUGAUCGCGGCAGACCUGAGGUGCAUCGAGCAGAUAUACGGCGAGCAUGGCCUUGAAAUGGUGGACGGAGUGCACAAGGAACCGAGGAAGGCUUUGCCUGUAGUGCUGGGACGGUUCGAGCAGAAGGAAGCAGAGUGGGUUAAAUUUCGGUCGGAGAUGAACGAGAGAUGGAAGCAGGUUCAUCAGUCCCAGUAACUUGGCAGCUCUAAAAGCUCUAGGCCUAACAUGAUCAGGAAGUCCACGCAAACCCUCCACAUCAACUGAUGUUUUAUGCAAACAUACCGAACUAGGAAAACAUAUUCUCUAGUAUUAAGAUUGAUUUGAUCACGGCCAAAUGGUCUCUUAGCCGGGUAGACAGUGGAUUAAUUUACUUUGUAUAGCUUCCUUUUUAGUCAUUACUCUUAUGAAUGAAUCCUUGUUGGCAAUGGUGACAAUAUGUUUGUCGUGUCGCCCUCAUGCUUGUCUUGCAACUGAAGAUAUUGAACAGGUACAAUAAUGGAAAUGCAGAUCUCUUCAGACCCAAA